Babesia bigemina is the source of this 1098-nucleotide messenger RNA. RefSeq names its product polynucleotide kinase 3'-phosphatase, putative. Gene Ontology annotation, molecular function: polynucleotide 3'-phosphatase activity; double-stranded DNA binding; ATP-dependent polydeoxyribonucleotide 5'-hydroxyl-kinase activity. The record is from RefSeq and is a predicted model, not a curated record. The transcript has 5 exons. Lineage: Eukaryota; Apicomplexa; Aconoidasida; Piroplasmida; Babesiidae. Gene Ontology annotation, biological process: DNA repair. Bases 1 to 1098 code for a protein of 365 amino acids.
AUGCAGCUCAGCAAGGCCAUCGUCAUCUGCUCCAACCAGAGUCAGCUUUUCGAGGUUCCCAGGGUGUCAAAACUCAUUUUCGCGAGAAUCCAACUGCUCCUCAAUGAGCUCGACAUCCCCUUGUACAUCCUGCUAGGAUUCAGAAGAGAUUUGUCCAGAAAACCAGGGCCCGGAAUGCUCACCUUCUACGAACAACACCUCAACGAGGGCAUCGAGGUCGACCGUGCGAAUUCCUUCUACGUGGGAGACGCAGCUGGGAGGGUUUGGACUGAUGAGCUACUUGAUGCCCACUGUGAGCGUGUGAUGGCUUUGCUGAAGGCUGAGGACUUCAGCAACAGGAGCUAUGUACGCAAGGACCGCUAUUUUAACGAUGAGCCGGUGGAUGCAAACGCCAUUAUCGCAAAAUUGAAACCAGCGAGCUUGAGGAACAAGUUCGAAGCCGACUUUUCAGACUGCGACCUCAAGUAUGCGCUCAACAACAAUGUCGGAUUCUACACGCCGGAAGAAUACUUCGCGAACCACCCGAGCAUGCCUCUAACUGUCGACUUCGACCCAAAGAAGGUUGGUACAAACCCGGCACCUUUGGACGUUACCGGCGGCAUGGUGAUCCUAGUUGGUCCGCCGUCGGGUGGUAAAACCUUCUUGUGCAAGAACAAAUUUGCGUCAUUUACGCGCAUAAACGAGGACGAGUUGAGAACCCGGGAUGCCGGUGUGCGCGCUGCCAGGGAAUGCCUGCAGAGGGGUGAAAAUGUCAUCAUCGACGGGGCCAACGCCAUUCCGGAGAAGCGCCGCGAUUACAUAGCCGUGAGUCGCGCCGCAGGAGUCAGCUGUACUGUCGUAUUUCUGGACGUUUCUGUGAAUUUCUCACUCCACUUUUUCCGGUACCGCAAGGUAAGCUGCGACGUUGGCACGCAAUUCACCCCUCCCCAGAUCGUGGAGCCGCAGGAGUAUGCGCAUCUUUCGCAAAACGUUGUACGCACUUACUUCAAGCAGAUGCAGCCUCCGGACGAGUCGGAGGGUUUCGACAGGCUGCUGCGCAUCACCGACGAAACGUUCCCAGUACAGCACACGCCGGUGUCACAAAUGCAUCUGCCAUAA